Messenger RNA from Blumeria graminis f. sp. triticale, 294 nucleotides. NCBI's taxonomy places the organism in Eukaryota, Fungi, Ascomycota, Leotiomycetes, Helotiales, Erysiphaceae. The record is from the annotation of a GenBank genome assembly.
AUGCAAUUCUUAACAAUCUUUCUUGCUACGAUGGUAUCUGGGCUCAUGGCCUUGCCUCAAAGCCUUGUCGUUGGUCAGCCUGCCGACAGGCAUUUCACCAACGAUAGAACCUCACACAAGCUUGAGAAACUUUAUUCAAAUCAAAAUGUUGAUGUAGUAGAAAAGGAUGCAAAUGGUACUCACGUCACAGAGCUAUCUUCUGUGAACAAAGUAGAAGAUAAAGUCCUUCAUGUGGUGCUUAAUUCAAACCUGACCAACUCGACUACCACUGUUGUCUCUCCGAUUGUCGAGUAA